CGCCCGACCGCUUUUGCCCACCAGAGCUCAACAGAACACCCGCUUGCCUUCGCCUCUGCUCUGGAAGCCUCGCGCUCCCGUACUCGCAGCGAACCCAACCCUAGCACCGACACCCGCCCUUCGCCGCCGCCGGCGAGAUGAUCCCCUUCAAUUCCGCCGUCGCCGCCGAGGUCAGCUCCCUCGUCCAGGGCGCCGACGACUCCACCUUCCAGUCCAUCUACCGCGAGCUCUGUCAGUUAGCAGACUGCAGUCCUGAUGGUUGCAUUUUACUGCUUCAAGUUUGUUUGGAUGAAGUGCUGCUAAAUGUUGGCGUGGGAAAACUCUCCCAAUCGAAACGAGAUCUUUUAGCCACCAUUUUCAGAUAUUGUCUGGAUAAACCAUACUUUAGCACCUGUUUUUGUGAAGCACUGAGGACUGUAUCUGUUAAUGAUGUUUUCCUUGAAACAUUGUCAAAUGAACUUGAUCUAUCAAGAUCUGAGAGGGUUGGUAUUGGACUUGCGCUGUCAGAUUCUGAAAAUCUAGGCUUGAAUCUGAAAGGCCAAAAAUUUUCAAUUGCUCAAAUUGAGGAGUUAUGUUCAAAUCCUGCACAAUCUAUAUCGAAUGACCAAAUUCAUGAUAUUGUUGUGUUUCUUCACCAGACGGAUGGCCUCUCAAAGCAUAUGGAUUCUUUUACUAACAUUAUCUCUCUAUUCAAAGUUAAAGAGACGCCAUUCCAUGUUCCUGUCCCUAUUCAGGAAGGCUAUAUUCAGCCAACUUCAAGACAUACAGAACUGUACAUUGGUAGUCUGGAUGAUGAUUUUGAUUCUCUUUUAUCUGAAAUUGGAAAAGAAAUAAGCAUGGCUGAUAUCAUUUCCGAAUUGGGUUAUGGAUGUACUGCUGACAUUGCACAAUGUAAAGAUAUAUUGUCACUUUUUGAGCCUCUCGAUGAUUUGGGCAUAUCUAAGUUGCUUGGGGCAGUUGUUUCCACUACCGUUGGUCUUUGUGAGGCUCACAAUACAUAUUCAACGUUCAUUGCGGCUUUUGGUAACAACCAAACCAGUGAUUCAAUUCAAUCGACGGCAUGGAAUAUCAAUGUUCUUGUGGACUCGAUCAAUGAAAUUGCCCCAAGAACCAACUGGACCAGUGUAAUGGAAAACCUUGACCAUGAAGGUUUCAAUAUUCCUGAUGACGGAGCUUUUCGUUUAUUGAUGUCUAUAUAUUCUCGUGCUUGCAAGGAUCCAUUUCCUCUUCAUGCCAUUUGUGGUUCACUCUGGAGGAAUUCAGAAGGGCAAUUAUCAUUCUUGAAACAUGCAGUAGCUGCCCCAACCAAUAUAUUUACAUUCAAACAUUGUUCCAGAAAGAUGGUUUUUCCGGACUUUGCUAAGCAUGCCCAGGGCAAUCAGGCUUGGUAUUGCCUAGACCUUUUGGAGGUGUUAUGCCAGCUUGCUGAGCUUGGCUAUGCAACAUUAGUGCGGUCAAUACUGGACUACCCGCUGAAUCACUGUCCAGAAGUCUUAUUUCUUGGUGUUAGCCAUAUCAAUACUGCUUAUAAUCUCAUCCAGUAUGAAGUAUUAUCUUUUGUUUUCCCUGCCAUACUGAAGGACACUAAGCAUAAUAGUUUAGUGAACUAUCUAUGGCAUCUCAACCCUUCCCUUACUAUUCGAGGUUUUGUUGAUGCCCAUUCUGAUAUAGUUUGUCUUUUGAGAACUGUUGAAAUAUGUCAAGACCUAAAGAUUCUAUCUUCUGUCCUUGAUUCAACUCCACUGGCAUUUAGCAUCAAACUUGGUACAGUUUCCUUUCGCAAUGAUCGGAGUAAUCUUGAGAAAUGGGUGACUGAAAAGUUGAGUGCACAGGGAGAGACUUUUAUUGAGGAAUGUGUUAAUUUCUUGAAAGAAAUUGUGGCCAACACAACUUAUGAUGGUGCGGCGGGUGGAUUGCAACAACCUCAGUCUACUAUCAGCAAUAUUUGCUGGGAAUCUUGUCCUUUAUUUAUAAAGGUUCUUCAGUCUCAAUCGGAGCAGCUGUUGUCUAACCAACUGGUGGAUGAACUAAGUAGAGUGGAAGCAGCGUAUGAAUCAAGGAAUCAUGGUGCUGUGGGAAGGGACAUUCCUCCUCCUGAGGGAGGCUCUGAUGACAUUGAAGCACAGGCAAAUUUAUAUUUUCAUCAGAUGUUUGCUGGAGAAAUAAGCAUCGAUGGUUUGAUACAAAUGCUUGCACGCUUCAAAGAAUCUACAAACAAUAGGGAGGUAGCAAUUUUCAAUUGUAUGAUCUCUAAUUUGUUUGAAGAGUACAAGUUUUUCCCUAAGUAUCCAGAAGCACAGCUCAAGUUGGCUGCUGUCCUUAUGGGCUCUCUCAUCAAACAUCAACUUAUCGCUCACCUGGGACUUGGAAUUGCUCUACGUAGUGUUCUUGAUGCCUUGCGCAAGUCUAUUGAUUCAAAGAUGUUUAUGUUCGGUACAACAGCGCUGGAGCAGUUUAUGGAUCGUGUUAUAGAAUGGCCACAAUACUGUAACCAUAUAUUGCAGAUUUCACAUCUUCGUGGAACACACGGCGAAUUAGUCUCUGCAAUUGAGAGAGCACUUGCCAAGAUAUCAUCAAGUCAAAAUGAAACAAAUCUCAGCAACAUGUUUUCUGUCGAUCAGCACGGUUCUGGUUUAUCAUCUAUUGGAAACAUAGAGGCUUCUGAUGCAUCAUGGCAGUUCAUCAACCCAACUCCAACACAACUUGAACGGCCACCUUCUUCUUUUCCACUGCAACAGAGGCACCAGGGUUUUCUUGGGGAGAGGUCCAGGGGUUCUACUUGCAGCCUUCAAGCUAAGAACAAUUUAUCUAUGAGUCAACCUUCUCUUGCUUCAACACCUGCUGAUUUACCUAUUACGCAGAAGGUUACUGCACCACCAUCCUCACAAGCUUCUCCUCACCAUUCAACCACUGUCCCAGCUCCGUCACAAUCCACUAAUUUUCUGAGGCCUAGAAGUUCGGCUCCUUCAGGCACACGAUCUUCGUACACAACAGGAUUCGGAGCUGCUCUAAAUAUCGAAACUCUUGUUGCUGCGGCAGAACGUAGGGAUACAUCAAUUGAGGCCCCUCCCUCUGAAGUCCAAGAUAAGAUUUUCUUCAUGAUCAACAAUAUUUCCAUUUCUAAUAUGGAAGCCAAAGCCAAAGAAUUUAAUGAGGUUUUGCUGGAACAGUAUUAUCCUUGGUUCGCACAAUACAUGGUCAUGAAAAGGGCAAGUAUUGAACCAAAUUUUCACGAUUUGUAUUUGAAGUUCUUUGACAAAGUUAACUCAAAAUCCUUGAAUAAGGAAAUGGUGAAGGCUACAUAUGAGAACUGCAAGGCCUUAUUGCAAUCAGAUCUUAUCAAAUCCAGUUCCGAAGAGCGUUCCUUGCUAAAAAAUCUUGGCAGCUGGCUAGGAAAACUCACUAUAGGAAGGAAUCAAACAUUACGAGCAAAGGAAAUUGACCCCAAAAUUCUUAUAAUUGAGGCAUACGAAAGGGGGUUGAUGAUUGCGGUCAUUCCGUUUACUUCAAAGAUUCUUGAACCUUGCCAUUCAAGUAUAGCAUAUCGUCCUCCAAAUCCAUGGACAAUGGGUAUUCUUAGCCUCCUUGCCGAGAUCUAUAAUCUACCUAAUCUCAAGAUGAACCUGAAGUUUGACAUUGAGGUCUUGUUUAAAAACCUCAGCGUGGACAUGAAAGAUGUAAAACCAUCUUCUCUUCUUAAAGAUCGUAUUCGCCAAAUUGAAGGAAAUCCGGAUUUUUCUAAUAAAGACGUCAGUGCAUCUCAAACACCAGUAGUUCCAGAGGUCUCCUCUGGUAUGAUGCCGGCAAAAAAUCUUGUAGAAGUGCAACCAGAGUUGACUAGUACCUCCCGGACUACUAGCCUUCCAAAUAUGUUAACCCAGCAGUAUGCGCCACCUCUUCGUCUUCCGCCAAACAGCAUGGUAGAGGAUGAUAAGGUUGCUUUGCUAAUGCCCGAUCAGGUUUCGCCAUCUCAAACACCGUCUCCAUCACCCCCACUGUUUACUCUUAGUCAGCUUAUUGCAGCAAUACCACGGGCGGAUAUUUAUUUCAGAAUCAAUGAUAAGCUUAGCUCUCUUGGCUCAUUGCAAUAUAGCAAAAUCAUGGAUGUUGCUUUGGAUAAGGCUAUUAAGGAAAUUAUUGGCCCUGUGAUUCAAAGAAGUGUUACAAUAGCUACCCGCACCACUAAGGAACUUGUUCUUAAGGAUCUUGCAAUGGAAUCUGAUGAUAGUGCGGUAUCUCGAUCUGCACAUUUGAUGGUUGGCACACUAGCUGGAAGUCUAGCCCAUGUAACUUCCAAGGAGCCUCUUCGUGUUGCUUUGUCAUCUCAUCUUCGAAUUCUCAUUCAGAACCUGAAUAACAACAGUGAAAACACUGAUCAGAUUGUUCAUAUUCUUAUCAAUGACAAUCUGGAUCUGGGAUGCGCCCUGAUUGAGACUGUUGCAACACGCAAGGCUGUUGAAAUGAUUGAUGGAGAAAUCAAACAGCCCUUUUCACAACUGAGGCGGCAAAAGGAAUUACUUGGUUCGGCAUAUUAUGAUGCUUUCCCUUACACUCAAGGUCUUGCACGUGUCCCAGAUGCACUUCGCCCAAAGCCAGCUGGCCAUUUAUGUGCUACCCAACAACGAGUGUAUGAGGACUUCAUUACUGUGUGGCACAGCCAGAGUAGUCAAAAUGCUGGAGCCACCACUUCUGCUACUGCCGUGGCUGUUGCUCCGAGCAAUUCCAGUAUACCUCGACUUUAUAGCCCAAAUUUGGCACAGCCAGCAGACCUGGUUCCUGAAGAGUCAGAUCAUGGUACUACACAACUUUCAAGUGUUACUGGACAAGUUGGAACAAGUGACACUUUUACCCAAGUCGGUGGAACCACAAACCUUGCAUCUGUAUUCCCACCUAUGCUGUCUAAUGACAUUCCAGUGGGCGAACCAACAGCUGCAUCUAAAGAUCUAGGUUCUACAGUACCUCUUUCACCUACGACUGCUGUUGAUCGUAUGGAAUCUGUUUUCGCUGAACCACUGAAUACUGAUGAUGCAUUAGACAGAUACCAACAAGUUUCACAGAAGUUGGAAGCCUUGAUUGCCAACAAUGGUAAAGAUGCAGAAAUUCAGUCUGUUAUUGCGGAAGUUCCUGAUAUCUUACUCAGAUGUGUCAGUCGGGAUGAAGCUUCUUUAGCUAUUGCACAAACGGUUUUCAGAAGUUUGUACGAAAAUGCAUCAAACAGUACUUCUGUAACAUGGCUUCUAGCAAUUUUAGUUGCAAUACGUGAUGUUUGCAAACUUGUCAUUAAAGAGAUAACAAACUGGGUAAUAUAUUCUGAUGAAGAAAAGAAGUUUAACCUUGACAUAAUUACUGGACUCAUUCGUUCUGAGAUUCUCAAUCUUGGGGAUUACAAUGUUCAUCUUGCUAAGAUCAUUGACAGUGGAAGAAACAGGGCUGCAACGGAAUUUGCUAUAUCACUUGUCCAGAGAUUGAUUACCCAAGAGCCCACUGGAGUCUCCGAGUUUUAUAAUGUCGUUGAUGCAUUAUCAAAGCUUGCAGUCAGGCCCAGUUCACCUGAAUCGUUGCAGCAGUUGGUUGAGAUUGCAAGGAGUAAUUUCAACAAUGCUGCUAGCUUUCUGGCCAUGAAGGAUGAAAAGGUUAGGCAGUCAAGGGAUCAAAAGGUUUUAUCUGGUCGUCCUUCGAUUUAUAAAGAAGAAAAUGAUACUGCUUUGGCUGAUUCUGUUAGUUUUCAGGACCAGGUUGCAGUCUUGUUCUCGGACUGGUGUCACAUAUGUGAUCAUCCAACCAUGGGUGAUUCAGCAUAUAGUCAUUACAUUGUGCAGCUGCAACAGAAUGGCUUGCUUAAAGGAGAUGAUUUGACUGACCGCUUCUUCCAUGCUCUCACGGAACUUGCUGUCACACACACUAUUGUCUCUGAGCAAGUUGCUCCUGGUGGUAUAUCUCAGCAGGCAGCCCAACAACUACAGAUUUCAUAUUUCUCCAUUGAUUCAUAUUCGAAGCUUGUGACUUUAAUGGUCAAGUACUGCGUGGAUUUUGGACCAAAUAAAGGCAGCCUUCUACCAAAGUUUCUCUCUGUAACCGCUAGGACCAUUCAGAAAGAUGCAGAAGAAAAGAAAAUUAAUUUCAACCCUCGUCCGUAUUUCAGAUUAUUUAUAAAUUUGUUAAGUGAGCUUAGUACUGCUGACCUUCAUGAGGGUGCUAAUUUUCAGGUUUUGACUUCGUUUGCAAAUGCUUUCCAUUUGCUGCAACCCUUGAGAGUUCCUGCAUGGAGUUUCGCUUGGCUUGAAUUGGUAAGCCAUAGAAGCUUCAUGCCGAAGUUAUUGAUGUGUAAUUCCCAAAAAGGCUGGCCAUUCUUCCAGAGACUGCUUGUUGAUUUGUUCAAAUUCAUGGAACCAUAUCUAAGAAAUGCUGAGCUGGGACAACCUAUUCAUCUUUUAUACAAAGGAACUUUGAGAGUACUACUUGUUUUACUGCAUGACUUCCCAGAAUUUCUUUGCGACUACCACUUCAGUUUCUGUGAUGUGAUUCCUCCAAGCUGCAUUCAAAUGCGUAAUGUUAUUCUCAGUGCUUUUCCACGCAAUAUGAGGCUUCCAGAUCCCUCUACUCCUAAUUUGAAGAUUGAUCUGCUAGCUGAAAUUUCAAUUGCUCCAAGAAUCAUGUCUGAUGUGGAAGGAGCUUUGAAGGCAAGGCAAAUGAAGACUCAGGUUGAUGAGUACCUCAAGAGGCCUGAAGGUUCGUCCUUUUUAACUGAUCUAAAGCAGAAGUUACUGCUGCCUCCUAGUGAAGCAAACGUUGCUGGGACUCGUUACAAUGUUCCCCUAGUUAAUUCGCUUGUUGUCUAUGUUGGCAUCCAGGCCGUGCAACAGUUGCAGCAUAACAAGGCGAAUGCAUCAGCAUCAGCGCAGCAAGUGAACCAAAGUUCUCAGUUGGAUAACGUUCAGAUUGAAACAGCUACCGAGGUCUUCAGAAAUCUUGCAGUAAAUAUGGAUACAGAAGGCAGAUACCUCCUCCUGAAUGCAAUUGCUAACCAGCUACGCUACCCAAACAACCAUACUCACUACUUUUCUUUCAUCAUCCUAUAUUUAUUUGCUGAGACAACACAGGAUAUUAUACAGGAGCAGAUAACUAGGGUUCUUUUAGAACGCCUAAUAGUUAACCGUCCUCAUCCCUGGGGGUUACUUAUUACGUUCAUUGAGCUCAUAAAGAAUCCUCGCUAUACUUUUUGGGCUCGGUCCUUCAUACGCUGUGCACCUGAGAUUGAGAGGCUAUUUGAGUCUGUCGCAAGGUCUUGUGGAGGAAAAACUGCGGAAGAGGGAACCGUGAUAGCUGAUGGUGGUCAUUAGAGAAUGUUGAUGCGUCCAGUCAGCUGUCUGUGCAUUGAGGGCUGUCAAUCAUUUGUUAAGAACAAUCUAGUUCUGUGCAGUUUACCUGUAAAUUUUCCUUUUGAGCUUUUUUUCAUAUCGGAUAAUUUAGGCUUUAUUGGCCAAUGGUGUCAGUAGAAACUGUGCUUUCAUUUGAAUUGACCGUCCUCCAAUUUCGCUGUAACCAAGGGGGGUGGCCAAUGGUUUCAGUAGAACUGUGCUUUCAUUUGAAUUGACCGUCCUCCAAUUUCGCUGUAACCAAGGGGGAUCUCGCCGAGGGUCCUGGCAAUCGUUAAUCUGCCAGUCAAUCAUGGCAUGUGAGUUAUGCCUGGACUUGAUCCUGUAGUGAGUAAUCAUGGCAUAAACCGGCUCUUGAUGUAAUAACAGCUUUGUGUUCAGCUUGCGGUUUGUUCUGACACCAAA
Messenger RNA from Brachypodium distachyon (stiff brome), 7781 nucleotides. Its product is annotated as CCR4-NOT transcription complex subunit 1. Gene Ontology annotation, molecular function: molecular adaptor activity. The record is from RefSeq and is a predicted model, not a curated record. Gene Ontology annotation, biological process: nuclear-transcribed mRNA catabolic process, deadenylation-dependent decay. The transcript has 51 exons. Bases 138 to 7340 code for a protein of 2400 amino acids. Gene Ontology annotation, cellular component: P-body; CCR4-NOT core complex. Lineage: Eukaryota; Viridiplantae; Streptophyta; Magnoliopsida; Poales; Poaceae.